Messenger RNA from Poeciliopsis prolifica (blackstripe livebearer), 3144 nucleotides. Its product is annotated as coagulation factor X-like. Gene Ontology annotation, molecular function: serine-type endopeptidase activity; calcium ion binding. The record is from RefSeq and is a predicted model, not a curated record. Gene Ontology annotation, cellular component: extracellular region. Gene Ontology annotation, biological process: proteolysis. NCBI's taxonomy places the organism in Eukaryota, Metazoa, Chordata, Actinopteri, Cyprinodontiformes, Poeciliidae.
CUUCCUCCCCCAGCGCAGUUCGUUGCCCUCGCUGCCUGCCUGCUGCAGUCAGACUCCAGUCCUCCGAACCAGGACAGCGAAGGUUCUCCAACCGGGACCAUGUUUCAGACUCUACGACCGACCCUGGGCCUGCUGCUGCUUCACCUCACGGCCGCUCACGUUUUCCUGGACGGCAGGGAGGCCAACCAGGUUCUGACCAGGCUGAGACGGGCCAACAGCUUCCUGGAGGAACUUAAACAAGGCAACAUGGAGAGGGAGUGCAACGAGGAGCGCUGCAGCUGGGAGGAAGCACGAGAGAUCUUUGAAGAUAAAGAAAAAACUGAUGAGUUCUGGGCCAUAUACGUGGAUGGCGACGCCUGUCUGUCCAAACCUUGUGCCAAUGGCGGUCAGUGCAAGGAUACGAUUGGAAGCUACAAGUGCUACUGCACGGAGGGAUAUAAGGGCUUCAACUGUGAAAUCGUUAUCCCGAAGCUCUGUGAAAAUGAGAACGGCGGCUGUGAUCAUUUCUGCCGCGUUGCCAACAGAAACGUUGAGUGCUCAUGCGCUGAUGGAUACUUCUUGGGCCCAAAUGGAAAGUCCUGUGAGUCCAAUGAGCCUUUUAAAUGUGGCGUCCUUGUCAGCAACAAGGUCCGACGGUCCCUCGUAGACUCUGGAGAUCUGAACAUGAAAGAAGUGAAACCCCCCAAGCUGAAUAACACUGCAAACUCUACGGAGCAAAGGAACGUCCUCGACCAUGAUGAUCCGUUCUGGUCCAGAGACAUCAGCAGCCAGCUCCCAGCUCCUAUCCCCAAUGAGAUGAGUUUGGAUACCAUUGACAGGGUGGGGACUGUUCGGAUUGUCGAUGGAGAAGACUGUCCACCAGGAGAAUGUCCAUGGCAGGCUCUACUGAUCAAUGAGGACAACAUUGGGUUCUGUGGGGGAACGAUUCUGACCGAGUACAUCAUCCUGACUGCAGCUCACUGCAUGAACCAAUCACGUUACUUCAUCGUCAAACUUGGUGAACACAACACCACUCAACAAACCGGUUGGGAUGUCCAUGACGUGGAUGCCAUCGGCUCCCACUUCAAGUACAACCCAGAAACCUACAACAACGACAUCGCACUCAUAAAACUGUCCAAGCCCAUCAGGUUCAACAAAUACAUCCUGCCGGCCUGCUUACCGCAACCAGAUUUUGCAGAAAACGUCCUGAUGCGGCAGAGGGACGGUCUGGUCAGCGGUUUUGGACGUCUUGGUGAGGGUCGAGAAGCAUCUACGAUCCUACAACGCCUCUCCGUGCCCUACGUGGACCGGCUCACCUGCAUUGAAUCCACCCAGUUGCGCAUAUCUAUGCGCAUGUUUUGCGCCGGCUACGAUACAAUAGCUAAGGAUGCCUGCCAGGGUGACAGCGGGCCGCAUGUCACACGUUACCAUGACACCUACUUCAUCACCGGCAUCGUGAGCUGGGGCGAAGGGUGCGCACGCAAAGGGAAAUACGGUGUCUAUACGCAAGUGUCUAAAUACAUCCACUGGAUCAGAGAAGGCAUCAAGAAGAUGACGCCCAGAGGAGAGAACAGACAAAAGAGGGACCAUGGCGCCAUCAAGAGGAUGUACCUGAAACAGUCUCUGGAUACUGCUGAGUCAAAGCUGAAGCCGUCAAACAUCAUGUCUGUGUUUCUGCUCGCCAUCUGCCUCCUGGGAGGUUCCUUCCUCCAGGUGUUGAGCCAAGAUAAAGGGCUUUGCGACAAUGAGAACGGUGGCUGUGAACAUUUCUGCCAUGUUGUUGGAGGAAAUGCAGUAUGCGCCUGUGCUGACGGUUACUUCCUGGAUCAGGACAACCAAUCCUGCAACUCCAACGAGACUUUUAGAUGCGGCGCCAUUAUCACUGACGAUGUCCACAGACAGAACAGAACCGAGAAGAGAAGCUUCACAGAGGAGCAACAUGUCCGCCAGAGGAACACAGCAGUGAGAUCAGCAGACAGGGAAGCACAGACCAGAACCAUCAAUGGACAGGACUGUCCACCAGGACAAUGUCCAUGGCAGGCUCUCCUGAUCAACCAGGACAACAUCGGAUUCUGUGGGGGAACGAUUCUGAGUGAAUACAUCAUCCUGACUGCGGCUCAGUGCGUGGCCCAGACCCGGUACCUCAAAGUCAGGCUCGGAGUCUUCAACACGUCCCACAGUGGUGAUAAUGAAGCCUUGCAUGUGGCGGACGCCAUCGUCACUCACCAUGGUUACAGCCCACAGACCUACUUCAAUGACCUUGCUCUGGUGAAACUGGCCACGCCCAUCAGGUUCACCAGGUACAUCCUGCCAGCCUGCAUGCCGGAGCCGGACUUCAUGGAGAAGGUUCUGAUGCGGCAGCCGGAUGCGCUGGUCAGCGGUUUUGGACAUCUCGGUGAGGGUCAGCCGUCUACCAUCCUACAACGCCUCUCUGUGCCCUACAUGGAUUGGCAAACCUGCAUGGACUCAACGCCGCUCAGUAUCUCCUUACGAAUGUUUUGUGCUGGCUACGACUCAAUGGGGGAAGAUUCCUUUCAGGGCGACAGCGGCGGCCCGCAUGUCACUUAUCAUGGCACCUUCUUCAUCACCGGCAUCCGGAGCUGGGGCAAAGGUCACGCCCGCAAAGGGAAAUACGGCGUCUACACACAAGUGUCUAAAUUCAACCGCUGGAUCAAAGAGGGAAUCAAGAAGCUGACGCCGAUAGAGAAGCCCAGUACCAGGACGAAGAGGCACCACGGCGCCGUCAAAAGGUUCCGUCUGUAGACAGAAAUCAUCCAGUAACUCUUGUACCUCGGUAAUUCAGAUACAUGGAAGUUUUCUACUGCAAUAUGUCAUCCUAACAGAAAGGAGUCCCUCAGGGCUGUAAGUUUAGGCUCCUGACUUUUAGAGUUGUUUUGGUCUAAUAAAAGUAAAACCUUUUUAGUUGAAGUAAUUGUAGUAAAUACAUUUACAGUAGAUCCCAAAACUAAUAACAUUAUUAAGAUUAGUCUAGUCAAAAAAUGUCUGUUUUGGGGUAUUUUGUAUAAUCCAUCGACCAAAAUAAAGAUUUGAAUAAUAGAAACAAAAGAAACACUGUCUUGUUUUGUUUAUUUUUUACAAAUAUGACACAUUUUUGGCUGUUUUUAAAAACUUUCAGUUGAAUAAAGUUUUGACAUUCAAGUUGAA